CUACGCAACGCCGUACGAAGUCGAAAGCAUAAUUUUGUCCCCUACAAGCCUCCGUUCUUACGUGAUCAAAAGGUUAAAGAAGAGAGACUUGAAUAGCUAGCUAACAGAAGUUGAUCAAAAUACAGAAUAAAAAGGAGAAGCCCAACAGGAUGACCAGUGUGCUCUGCAGCAGAGCUCGGCUGGUUACGUACCUGCCAGGGCUUCAUGUUCUUGUUCAGCGUGUUGUAGGGGCCAGAACUUUCUCUGGGGCAUCUGGUUCAGAUGAGCCACAUAGGAACAUCACAAUUCCAGAAAUUGCACCAAGAACAGUGUGGCCAGAUGAAAACAUGGGUCCAUUUGGACCUCAGGAUAAACGCUUCCAGUUGCCUGGAAACGUGGGUUUUGACUGUCAUUUAGAGGGCACAGCAGCACAGAGAACUGUACCCAUCCACAACGUAUUGCCUGAUGUGCUCACAGCUCAGUCCAGUAGCGAGAGGCACGGCUUCAUCCUGGCCCAUUUCAUCAAUGAGCUUCAUGAACCAGAGAGAACAAAUGCAGCACAGACAAUCAGUAAAGUAGAGCACUAUUUUGAUCAUGCCAAUGUGGAGUGUGCUAUUCAAUCCUGCCCUGAACUUCUAAAGAAAGAUUUUGAGUCAAUGUUCCCGGAUGUCCCAUCGACUGGAAUGAUGGUGGUCACUGUUACUCAAAGGACACAGAAUGACAUGACAAGCUGGUCUGAGCAGGUGGACCAGGAGAGAGAAGAUCUGCUGGCUAAAUUUAUUGAAGGUGCAAAAGAGAUAUGUUGUGCUCUCCAAAAAGAAGGAUUUUGGGCGGAUUUUAUAGAUCCAUCAUCUGGCCUUGCAUUCUUCGGCUCAUACACAAACAACACGCUCUUUGAAACGGAUGAAAGAUACCGACAUUUAGGUUUCCAGAUCGAAGACCUGGGAUGUUGUAAAGUGAUCCGGCAUACGAUAUGGGGGACGCACGCUUUUGUGGGCACACUGUUCACCAGUGCUCCACCCGACAGCCAAAUCAUGAAGAAGUUAUUAGUUAAGGAUGCUGUGUUGCUAUGAAAACAUGGUCAGACGCAACACCAGAAAUAAACUUUGGGUGGUUCCUUACCUUAAUGCUUGAUCAGCAAAAUCAAACACACUAAAAUCUUCAAUUCAAUAUGAAGUUGCCCCAUGACUGAAGCUUAGAUGGGUUUUGUUUUUGUAGAAGCAGAGGCACUUUUGGUUUAACUUUCAUUGUGGAAGCUUGUUCUACAGAGUCAAAUUCACUGUCAGUCAAUCAUGUAGGAUGUUCAAUCCAAGUCUUUGCCUGUGUUGCCUUUUUUAAAACACGCCCCUGAGAAAGUCCAUUAAAAAUGUGCGUUUAAAUGGGUUGCUAAGAUUGUUUUCUGCUCCAGUGAUGCAAUAGAAUCCUUGACAAAAUAAAAAAUGUUGUUAAUACUUUUAAAUAAAAUGUGAGAACUGUUACAGUAAUUAAAUUAUAUCAGAAAUGAUUAAAGGAUUUUAGACCUCAAUUCAAUAACAAAAUUUCUCCUUUGGUCCAUAAUAUUCACACUUAAUAAAUGGAGAACAACUUUCUCCAAUGUUCA
Triplophysa dalaica is the source of this 1579-nucleotide messenger RNA. It is a transcript of the gene mmadhcb, whose product is annotated as metabolism of cobalamin associated Db. The transcript has 8 exons. Gene Ontology annotation, biological process: cobalamin metabolic process. Gene Ontology annotation, cellular component: mitochondrion. NCBI's taxonomy places the organism in Eukaryota, Metazoa, Chordata, Actinopteri, Cypriniformes, Nemacheilidae. The record is from RefSeq and is a predicted model, not a curated record. Bases 150 to 1052 code for a protein of 300 amino acids.